Molecule: messenger RNA, 2906 nt
Organism: Drosophila eugracilis
Lineage: Eukaryota; Metazoa; Arthropoda; Insecta; Diptera; Drosophilidae
Gene: Klp67A
Product: kinesin-like protein KIF18A
Exons: 5
Coding region: 201-2621 (806 amino acids)
Biological process (GO): microtubule-based movement
Molecular function (GO): microtubule binding; ATP binding; microtubule motor activity
Source: RefSeq, a predicted model, not a curated record
AGCAAAUUAGAUAAAGAUGCCCCCAAAGCGCAAGCGCCGAUAGCACCAAUUCAAACAACAACGAUCACUUCAGGCUGUACGAGAAAAUUAUAUGUGCGAGUAUAUCGAAACUGAAACAAGAAAAUAACAAAAACGUCGAAAAUCUGGAAAACCCAGGAUAAGAACAAGUAAAGUGCCGGGCAGAGAGCAUUAUAUUGAAAAUGCCGUCGGAGCAGCAUACGAAUAUAAAAGUGGCGGUUCGCGUACGGCCAUACAAUGUCCGGGAAUUGGAGCAAAAACAGCGGAGUAUCAUAAAGGUUAUGGAUCGAUCGGCGCUACUAUUCGAUCCUGAUGAGGAGGACGAUGAGUUCUUCUUUCAAGGCUCCAAACAGCCGUAUCGCGAUAUCACCAAGCGGAUGAACAAAAAGCUGACCAUGGAAUUCGACAGGGUCUUCGAUAUAGACAAUUCUAACCAGGAUGUGUUCGAGGAGUGCACGGCGCCGCUGGUCGACUCAGUGCUAAAUGGGUACAACUGCUCUGUUUUUGUUUAUGGAGCAACUGGCGCCGGAAAAACCUUCACAAUGCUGGGCAGCGAAGCUCAUCCCGGUCUGACCUUCCUCACCAUGCGUGAUCUCUUUGAUAAGAUCCAAGCCCAAAAUGAUGUGCGAAAGUUCGACGUGGGAGUUUCUUACCUGGAAGUGUACAAUGAACAUGUCAUGAAUCUCCUGACCAAAUCGGGUCCUUUAAAGCUUCGCGAGGACGCAAAUGGUGUGGUAGUCAGUGGUCUUUGUCUUACGCCUAUUUAUAGCGCCGAGGAGCUGCUAAGAAUGUUGAUGUUGGGCAACUCCCAUCGCACCCAGCACCCCACAGAUGCGAAUGCAGAGAGCUCUCGGUCACAUGCCAUAUUCCAGGUUCACAUCAGGAUCACCGAGCGUAAAACGGACACCAAACGGACUGUGAAACUUUCUAUGAUCGAUUUGGCGGGCAGUGAGAGGGCGGCCAGUACCAAGGGAAUUGGAGUACGUUUCAAGGAGGGAGCGAGCAUCAAUAAAAGUCUUUUAGCUCUUGGAAAUUGUAUCAACAAGCUAGCCGAUGGUCUUAAGCAUAUCCCAUACCGAGACUCUAAUCUGACACGCAUCCUGAAGGACUCGCUGGGCGGAAACUGUCGCACACUGAUGGUGGCCAAUGUUUCUAUGAGUUCUCUCACCUACGAGGACACUUACAACACCCUAAAGUACGCAAGUCGGGCCAAGAAAAUCCGGACAACCUUGAAGCAGAACAUACUGAAGUCCAAGAUGCCCACAGAGUUCUAUGUAAAGAAGAUCGACGAAGUUGUUGCCGAAAACGAGCGACUAAAGGAGCGCAACAAAGCGCUGGAGGCCAAAGCCACACAGUUGGAGCGCGCCGGCAAUACUGGUUUCGAUCAGCAGGAGCUUAAGUCGUGGUACAGUAAAAUUGACGCUGUAUAUGCGGCCGCCAGGCAGCUUCAGGAGCAUGUCCUUGGCAUGCGCAGCAAGAUAAAGAACAUAAACUACAGACAGACCUUAAAGAAAGAACUGGAGGAAUUCAGGAAGCUGAUGUGUGUGGACCAGCGAGUGUGCCAAGAGGACUAUCGGCGCUUUGCGAACUACAUGAGCACACUAACCAGCCAGAUGGAGAAGUACAAGGAGGAACUGCCCAGCUGGCUGGCUAAAAUGGAGAGUGCAUACCAAGAUCUGGAUAGCCUGAAGCGGGAGGUGAACAAGUCGAAGGCAUACCAGAUUCUAAUCGUAUACGUCAAGUACAAGGAUCUGGAACUGCAGUUAACCAAGCAGAAUAUCUUUAAUAGUCAUGUGAGCGCCAUCAACCAGGAGUUGGUGGAGAACUUAGAUCUGAUGCGGAAAUCGUUCCGUGCUGCUUGCGAAGUACUCAACCAGACGUACGAUCGCCUUGAGGAUGGGCAAAAGCUGACACCAGAAAUUGAGGCAGUUUUUGAACGGUUGCUGCGGAAGAUGCGUUUCGCCGACUCAGAGGCCAACACCAAAAUGGCCGAAAUGGAUCCGUUGGUGGUGCCAGAAGCUCUUCGUUCCAAUCAGGAGGAAGAAGAACCAUCCUGCAGCCUGACGGCCAGUGCCAAAAAACGACAGAGGCAAGCAACACAGAGCGACGACGAUUUGCAUUUGAGUAUGGAAGAAUUUGACAGCCAGGACACCGAAUCAGACUCUGAGGAACUGCACAAGACCUUCAAGAGGCCGCGAAAUCUUAACGAGACACAGGUUCUAGGUCCCUCAAGCAGUAUUACCAGUAGUGCUAGAAAAGCUCUUACAGCGACAGUCACCAAGCCGAGAAAUGUCCACCAGCGUCUCGUCAGCGAUCUGAUAUCCGAUCAGAAUGUGCGCGGCGGCACCGAGAAGAUUAAGAAGGCUCUGCUGAAAUCCAACCACUUUACCGCCCAAGGACUGCAGAGAACGCUGGCGGCUGCUUCAUUGGCCAAAGAGAAUGUCAAAUACAAUGCAAAUUAUGUUCGCAAAAGUCCAAGAGCGCUGAUGGCAAAAGCUCUUGCAGGCACCUCCACGCUUACGAGAAAACCUCUUGGAUCUUCUAGUAAGGAACCGCCUUUGGUCAAAUUCAAUCGGGCAGCAUCGUUUCGCCUUAAGAAGUAGAAGCACACAUUCGUUCAGUUAGUUUUAACUUGCGUUUGCGUUGAAUUACCUAUUUUUGUUCUGCGGAGACCGAGACAGAUCCAUGUUCGAAUUAAUCAUAGCUAUAACCAUAGAUAUAGUUAGUACACUAACCCCUCCAAACCUUAGCUCGUUCGUUUUCAGUUCUUUUGACCCAUAACUUUAACCUUGAAUUUAUUUAUGUACUUUUUUAUGUUUUGAUAAGUUAAAAGAAAUCCUUGCGUUACGCGCUUUAUCUAAAAAUAUACAGCCGUUUCCUUGCCCUCA